Molecule: messenger RNA, 1978 nt
Organism: Durusdinium trenchii
Lineage: Eukaryota; Dinophyceae; Suessiales; Symbiodiniaceae
Source: the annotation of a GenBank genome assembly
UCGAGAACGAUGAGAAAGGCGUGCUUCUUCGGAUAAGACCAAACUCAAGCCACAGUCGGGACGACAAUAGCACUAGGGGCUCCUGGCGUCGCUACUAGGAGCAAGGACGCUACGUUCGGGGCUCCUGGCCUUACUAGGAACAAGGACGCUACUAGGUUGGAUCUAAUCCAAACGAGUCCAUGACACGACGCGUACGAGAGAGGUCGGAAAACCAUGUGUCCAUUGGCAGGUGGGGGAUAGAGUGUCCUUUCGUCGGGAAGUCUCUUGAGGGUAUAUAUUCCUUUCCGGCAGCUUGGCUUGGCUCAUUUUUCAGUCGCCACCUGUUGCGCCACUGACUUGACAGACGCCAUGGCUCGCCAACAAAGGAGGCUUUUCCUUUGCGUGUCACUGGUGUGGCUGGGCCUUCACUCGCGCACCUUGCUGGGUUGGACUCGGGAAGAGGCCAAGCAACAGGUGGAAAAGAACAUCAAGGUCUGGAAUUCACCACACAGCUUUCGCCUUGCAGGCUCUAAGUUCGCCGUGGACACCGUCUCCCAGGGCGCCUUGCAAUGGCAAGUGAGGGCCACGGAGAACACCAACACCACGCCCAACGCACUCUUUGUGGCACGUGAAGAUGGCGGAAACGUGGUGUAUGGCUUGAACUACGACUCCAAGAAGAGCGAACUAAAGCCCUUGGGGGAUCACCGAAUCCAAUUCUCAGCCACAGGUGACGAAGAGUUCAACGAUCUGGAUUGGACUUUGCGAGUGGAAGGCCAAGACAACGACCAGCCUCGUCACUUGCAAGCCACUGGCAACAGCGAUGAUGUUGUCUACGAUGGAUCUUUCGGCUGGGAAAAGACUCUGAAGAAUGGACUAGGCUUGCUUUACGCGGUGGAUGCCAAGCGACGCUCGGGUGGUGAAGGCGUGUUGCCCAACUGGAUGCAGCAAAGUGCCGGACUGAAGUACCGAACCAACUUCGGCGAUGCCAAGGUGCUCCUCUUUCAACCCGAUCCGGAAUCUGACAAGAAGACAUUGGAGUAUGAAGCAUCUUGGAAGGGUAAGCUGCAAGGACUGAGCGGUGGGGUCGGGAAGAAGAUCCUCACGACGGAUCCGCAGUACAAACUGAAGCUCACCAACGAAGGCCUUGCAGGCAAGGUGCGCGCCCCCGCGAAGUUGGGCACAGCCUUCGGAGCAGAUGCAUCUUUGAACAUGGAUGGAGAGAAGGAAUUCUCAGGCUUCGCUGAGUGGAAGGGCAAGAAGGAGCUCUCCAAGGGCCUGGAGCUCUCGGUCGAUACGAAAGCCACCGCCGAGGAAGGGAAUGUGUCCUUGGCGCCCAUCGGUUUAACUCUGGCAGCCAAUCUCGGAAAGCUGGCGCCCAAGAUGGCCACAGACGACUCGUCGCUGAACUUGCGCAGCCGCUACAAGUUGGGCUCCGAUCGGCCCAGCUUGCAGGCCAGGGCCUCCGUGAGCCCCAAGAAGUUGCCCCAGGUGAAGGCUGCAGGGGAGGCCACUUGGGAUGAUAGUGGCAGCCUGAGUAGCACCUUGAAGCUCACAGCGGAGCAUUUGCAUGGUGUUGAUGCGCGAUAUGAGAUGUCCAGCGGCAAGAAGGGUCUUCUGCAAGGGGCUGAAGUGAGACUUCCACGGGUGGAGUUCCAAGAUGGCAGCUACCUGCGUGGCACUGGAAAGGUAUACAAAGGCGCAGAUUGGGGUGAGAAGCCCCGAGUGCAGCUGGGGGUCCAAUAUGAGGGUAAUUUGCGUAUCCUGGACAAGGACUUGAAGCUCGGUGGCGAGAGCAGUGGCUUCGACUCUGGCAGGAAUCUCUUGGAUGAGAUGGGCAAACCCUGGAAGAGCCCCGAGAUCAACAAGGCUCGUAACAGUGCCAAGGUGGUGAGGAACUACAUCAAGAGUGAGACCGGACAGGGCCGCCGGUGGAUCUCCAAGUGAGAGGGUUGAACGAAGUUUUGAGUGGAUGGGGGCUCACUGUGGCGGAUGUCCUUAU